AUUCUUAUCUGUACAACAAUGUAAAAUACAAAACCAGGAAGCUUUUCUUUCCUCGACUCUCAUGACGCUGACGUCACGGAGAAUGCGGACUACAAUUGCCUUGUUAGAAAUAAGUGACCUGAAAACAAACUGAGAGGCCACAGAGCCGCAGAAAAUGUUCCGUUUAUGCUGUUGCUGCUUCUCUGGCGAUAACUCCAACAACAAUGAGAGACGGCCUCUCCUGGAUUCCCGACGCUCUGAAGUCAAUAGUGCUGAAUCCGCCAGGCUGAGCCGUUCAUCAGCGGACAGCGAUGCACAGACUGUGAGACGGAUUGGACGGCUGGUGAUGAGGCGAGUGUGCGUGCCUGAGCUGGAUCAGAGGUUUUUGGAGAUGGCUGAGACCUUCAACAAGCAGCAGGAAGGCUACGAGGCCAUGGUGCAGCAUAUAAGAAACCUCCAGCAGAGCUGUGACUGUUCCCAUGAUGACACCCUUGCUUUUGUUCAGUGUUUGGGGAAGAUUAGAGAGGAGCAGGAACCAACAUACCAGGUCUCUCUUAAGAUGAAGGGCUACGACUUCUUCCUCAGUGCGGUUCCUGUGUGGUCUGAGGGCGCAGGUGAGGGGAAACCGCUUCCUCCACGUCUGCAGAGGGCUCAGAACGAACUGAAGGGUGCUUCUGACAGCACCAGGAUGACCAUUUCAAAGGGGACCACCCUUCAAGAGCUUAUCGGCUGGUUGCUCCGUAGCCAUGAUAAAAUGGCUGAGCAAGUGAAGAAGGCAGCAGAAACUUACCAAGAACAAGGGAGACUUAGUGAGAACCUGGAGGAGAACAUGAGGGAAGUGAGGAGGGCCAAAGAGUUGUCUCAAGGAUACAGACAACAGGCCACGGCAGUUCUCACUGAGGCUGCACAGAUAUCAGGGGCUCAACUGUAGUGCACAUAUCUUUCUAAAAGUUUUGUUUUAACCGACAACAAUGCGGAAGUACAGCAUUUCCAUGGGUUAUCUCCAUAAAUAUCCCCAACAAUCGUAUCAAGACUGUCAU
Messenger RNA from Pundamilia nyererei, 1019 nucleotides. RefSeq lists its product as uncharacterized. Bases 155 to 910 code for a protein of 251 amino acids. The transcript has 4 exons. The record is from RefSeq and is a predicted model, not a curated record. Lineage: Eukaryota; Metazoa; Chordata; Actinopteri; Cichliformes; Cichlidae.